Molecule: messenger RNA, 822 nt
Organism: Clarias gariepinus (North African catfish)
Lineage: Eukaryota; Metazoa; Chordata; Actinopteri; Siluriformes; Clariidae
Gene: pvalb7
Product: parvalbumin 7
Exons: 5
Coding region: 103-432 (109 amino acids)
Cellular component (GO): nucleus; cytoplasm
Molecular function (GO): calcium ion binding
Source: RefSeq, a predicted model, not a curated record
UCUCUGUUUCUCACCUUCGUCCCCCUCUCUCUUCUUCUCUCACUCUCCUUUAAUCCAUCUCCUUCUUCUUCAUUCCUGUGUCCCUUCCUUCAUACAGCCAAAAUGUCAAUGCAAGACUUACUCAAAGCUGAUGACAUCAAGAAGGCCCUGGACACAUUCAAAGCCGCUGACUCCUUUGACCAUAAGAAGUUCUUCGAGCUUGUUGGUCUGAAGGCCAUGUCUGCAGAGAACGUCAAGAAGGUCUUCAAAGUCCUGGACGUCGAUGCCAGCGGCUUUAUUGAGGAAGAUGAGCUCAAGUUUGUGCUGAAGGGCUUUUCCAAGGACGGCAGAGACCUGACUGAUAAGGAGACCAAAGCCUUCCUCACCGCUGCAGACAAGGACGGAGACGGCAAGAUCGGCAUUGACGAGUUUGAAGCCAUCGUGCACCAGUAAACAGGAAAACACCUGGCAACCCCCACCGCCUUCUCCUGUCCCUCACUCUGUCCCUCCGUCCUUCUAUUUAUUUACAUCAUUUUUUUAUACAGAAAAUGUCAACAUCACCUUCCGGGAAUCCAGCUUCCUUUUUUUUCUUUUUUUUUUAAACACACCUCUCUUCCUGUUCCUCUCUCCUCCAUUCUAUUUCUUUUCUCCAUCAAUGACAACCCCUCCACGCCCCAGCCCCUUCCCCAUCCCCCGCUCCCACGGAUAGAGCCGGUAAACCAACGUUACGCAAAAAGACGACAAAGCGACUGAGAAACACGACUGAGUCGUGAAGCAAAAACGAGAGAAAGAUAAAACUGACGAGAGAAAUAAAGUGAUAAAAGUCUUGCCUUGAACUAAAAC